Messenger RNA from Elgaria multicarinata webbii, 1275 nucleotides. Its product is annotated as complement factor H-related protein 2-like. Bases 168 to 1268 code for a protein of 366 amino acids. The record is from RefSeq and is a predicted model, not a curated record. NCBI's taxonomy places the organism in Eukaryota, Metazoa, Chordata, Lepidosauria, Squamata, Anguidae. Gene Ontology annotation, molecular function: complement component C3b binding. Gene Ontology annotation, biological process: complement activation. The transcript is spliced from 9 exons.
UAACCAGGUCUGCCACUGAUACUAGUAACACCCAGAUGGAUGUAUCCCUCCUAAGAUGCUACUCCAAACAUAGGCAUAAGGUCAGAAUAAAUAAGGAGGAGAAAGAUCUACGCAAUGUCAAUCCUUGGAAAAAAAUAGGAAAUAAUUGUUAAGCUGCCUGAAGCACAAUGAAGAGGUGGCUGGUCUGUAUUGUUUCAUUUCUUCUGUGGAUAUGCUGCACUUCCCAAAGGGUGUGUAAACAACCUGAAAUAGAUUUUGGAGAUAUUGUGAAGAAUACAAAAAAAGAAUAUUGGAUAGGUGACAGAGUACAAUACACAUGCCACCCUGGCUAUGACCUGGAAGGGUCUGACUGGACAACGUGCAAAGAAGAAGGAUGGACGCCUCCACCAAAGUGUUUGGCACCUUGCAGUAUCACAAAACAACAGCUGGAUGACAGAAACCUGCUUUUGCAUGGUGGGCAAAGACGUUCAGAAUUGAUUCGACAUGCCGAUUUAAUGGAAUUUGUCUGCGUUAAAGGAUAUGUCAUCAUAUCUCCUUCAGUCAGAAUGUGUGUUGAUGGGAACUUAGAUUUGCCAUCAUGUGAGCCUUCUGUGCCUGGCACAGAAACUUUCAGCACCGAUGCUACCACUUCCAAGAGGCUGCUACCACUAGCAUGGAAUUUCUCUAACCCAGUCAUAUGCGUUGCCCCUGAAAUAGAGAAAGGUAACUUCCUUCCUGUCCGGAGUGAGUACAACUUUGAGGAGAUCAUCCGUGCUGCUUGCAAUCCAGGAUAUAUGCUUCAAAGCCAUAGUAACACUUUUAAAUGCACAAAAUAUGGCUGGUUACCAUAUCCAAAGUGUAUACCGAAGCGCUGUAACUAUCCCCGUAUAGAGAAUGGAGCACUAUCUUGGUCCAAUACAUACUACAGCGAUGUGUAUUUUCCCAAAAAAAUGGGAGAAAGUAUUCGCUUCAAAUGUAACUAUGGUUUUCUGCCAAGAAACAAACAGAACUGGUAUAAAAUUAGUUGCACCGAUCUUGGCUGGGAUCCGGAACCAGAAUGCUUUAAAAACUGCAUUCCUCCCAAAGUCGUGCCACAUGGUCACGCAAUUUAUGACUACAAGAAUAGCUACAUAGAAGGUGAUAACAUAUCAUUUCAUUGUGAUAUGGGAUAUCAUCCUGAUCAGCAAACAAAAGCCACAUGCACAAAAAAUGACUGGUCACCCCCUGUAAAGUGUUCCUCUAUAGCUGAUCCAAAACGGGAAGAAGACUUUAAUGGCAAACCUUACUAGCACCUGA